Aspergillus uvarum CBS 121591 is the source of this 3270-nucleotide messenger RNA. RefSeq lists its product as uncharacterized. Lineage: Eukaryota; Fungi; Ascomycota; Eurotiomycetes; Eurotiales; Aspergillaceae. The transcript is spliced from 2 exons. The coding region runs from base 90 to 3095 and encodes 1001 amino acids. The record is from RefSeq and is a predicted model, not a curated record.
UCUGACUUCAACUGUCAGGUGGACGAGCCGACCGACGGUCCUUUCUGCCUCGUUUUCUUUCUUGUUCAGACACACACUCGCUUUUCACAAUGCCUCGCUUACCGUCUCUCGUUUCGCUUCUGUUGCUUUCGCGCUCCUUUCUCCCCGGUGUGUCGGCUGAAGAGACCGAGGUGGUGACAUGCGCGACAUCAACGCCCAAUCCCUUUUCGAACCCGUCGUUUGAAAGUGGUAUCACCGGCUGGGGAUUUGCCUCGGGAACCUCUGGCAAUGUUGUCUCGGGUGAUGCAGCCGACGGCUCUUCAUAUGUUGAGACGAGCGCGACCAGCACAUCGGUGACUGUCCUACUAUACCAGAGAAGUAGCACGUUCAUUACGAAUGGCCAGUAUACCGCAUCAUUCCAAUAUCGCAUCAAGCCGACUAGCGCUCACGCCAGUAUGACUUGUUAUAUCAAGGCGUACAUGGACUCUUUCACCACAGCCGGCCUCCUCGGAAGUGCCACCCAGUCUGUCUCUUCAAGCACGGUUGGUUGGGAUACUCUUUCGUUCAGCUAUACUCCCACCACCGCCGGAACACACACAUUUGAGAUCUAUGGCUAUUGUACUGGCACCACCCAGUAUACUGGAGCCGCUAUCGAUUUGGACAAUGUACAAUUUGUUGGACCUGCGGUCACCUCAUGUUCGACCCAGACCAUCACGCUUACCCCUACGCAAGCCCCAACAUCCACCGUGAUUCCUCCCACCACUGCAAUUCAGACACCCUCCUUGCUAGUGUCAUCUCCGUCUGUGCUUUCAUCGUCGAUAGUUACUUCCCCCACGCCAUCGGCUGUGACACCAGUGGUGAUUACCAGCAGCAGCACACCCUCCUCGCAGGUCUCAGUGGUUGUACCUUCUCUUAGCACUGCUUCUUCCGCCAGCGCUGUUGCACCGUCCAGCGUUGCUACUUCGCCCAGCGUUGCUGCUACAUCUGGUGCUGUUGUUUCGAGAAUCAGCUCUUCAUCUGCCGUCUCUCCUUUCUCGACCAUUGCAGUCUCGGUUCCUUCUUCAAGCGGAGCAGGGACUCUGUCUGUUUCUUCCGCCCCUGUGUCUGCAUUGAGCUCUCAGACUGCUAUUUCUGUACUCAGCUCUGUGGCUGUUAUUUCCCCAGUCUCUUCGGCGUCUCCCGUCAUUUCUUCUUCCUCCGUUGCUGUUAUUGCAGCCUCUUCCGUCGCGCCACUUGCCUCCUCCAGCAGCGGUGUCAUCGCUUCUGGUGCUCCCUCCACGAGAAGAACAACCUACAUCACCGAGACUAUGACUGUCUCGGAGACAAUUUGCUCCACAAGAGCAUCCCAAACCCAACCCACUGCUAUCGUGACAACCACUGGAACUUCUGGCCAGGGCGACUCGAGCGGAACGGAGGGCGGAAGCACUACAUCAACCAUUCUCAGCACUCGCACUGCAACCAUCACCGCUUGCCCAUCGAGUGUGUCGGACUGUCCUGCCUCUGCAAAGAGUACUUUUGUGACCACCGAGACUCUGGUGGUCUCUACAACUAUUUGCCCUGUCACAAUGACCCAGGCUCAACCUACCAUUGGUGCCUCGCUUACAGGAGGAUCCAAUACUGCUCUGCCAGGCGGUGAAGAGGGCCGAAGCACUACCUCCACUGUCUUCAGUACUCGUACUGCAACCAUCACGGCGUGCCCUUCCACCGUCCCUAACUGCCCCGCUUCCGCAAAGAGCACUUUUGUUACUACCGAGACUCUAGUCGUCUCAACGACUGUGUGCCCCGUGACUGCUUCUGCAACGGCCCACGGCAUUAGUGGUGCCUCCACAGCCACAGUCCUUCCGACGGCCAGCGUUGGAUCGAAUUCUGGCUCCAGUGCGGCUUCCAACUCCUCAUCUGGGCCUGGCGUUGUUUCAGGCUCGGGCUCGUCUGCUGGCUCCAAUUCUGGCUCCAACUCUGGCUCCGAUUCGGGUGUUUCUUCUGGCACUGUCACUAGCAAUUCUAGUGGUUCACAUGCUGGCUCAGGCCCUGGUCUCUCUGGUGGUUCUUCUACUGGUUCUUCUGCUGGAACCGGCUCCGGCUCCAGCACCACCUCCGGUAGCUCUGCUGGCACUAGCUCUGGCAACAGCUCUUCUGCCGGCUCUAGCUCCGGCUCUGCCUCCGGCUCCGGCUCCGGCACUACCUCUGGUAAUAGCUCUGCUGGCUCUAGCUCUGGCAACAGCUCUCCUGCCGGCUCUGGCAACAGCUCUGCCGGCUCUAGCUCCGGCUCUGUCUCCGGCUCCGGCUCCGGCACUACCUCUGGUAAUAGCUCUGCUGGCUCUAGCUCUGGCAAUGGCUUUUCUGCCGGCUCUGUCUCCAGCUCCGGCUCCAGCACCACCUCCGGUAGCUCUGCUGGCACUAGCUCUGGCAACAGCUCUCCUGCCGGCUCUGGCAACAGCUCUGCUGGCUCGAGCUCCGGCUCUGUCUCCAGCUCCGGCACCAGCGCCAUCUCCGGUAGCUCUGCUAGCACCAGCUCUAGCAACACCUCUUCUGCUAGCUCUGACUCUGACUCCAGCUCUUCCAGCGGCUCUAGCUUUGGCAAUGGCUCUGCUUCCGGUGCUAGUGCUGCCUCUGGUUCUGCCUCCGGUUCUGCCUCUGGCAAUGGCUCUUCCACCGGCUCUAGCUCCGGCUCUAUUUCUACCGGUAGCUCCGGCAAUGGCUCUUCUUCCGGUGCUAGUGCUGUCUCUGGAUCUGCCUCUGAGUCGAGUUCUGAUAUUGCUCCUGUCACUGUCAGUGGUGUCUCGCCAGUGUCUGAGUCUGGAGACCAGACUGGAAGUGAACCUGAACAGGAUGGAGCCACCUCCAAGGCACCUAGCGCAACCAAUUCUCAGACCAUUGGUGCUGCUUGGGGCAAGAACAUUUCUGCUCCUGCCUCGUCUAGCACUGGGUUCCAAAGGAUCCACAGCAGCACUUCAGCUGCUGCAUCUUCCACUGCUGCAGUGACCGCAGUCUCAACCGCGUCUAGUGCAGCUGGUGCUCUGUUCACCGGUGCGGCUUCCGCCAUGCACAUUACAAAUGGGCAAAUGAUUGGAUCCCUUGCUGGUGGCUUGGUGUCUAUGCUCCUUAUGUUUGUCUAAGUGGCUCGACACUAUAAAGUCUAGACACCAUUAUCAGUAAAUGGCUCCCCGAGACCAGACACUCUUGCCUGUCACGGCCUGCUUGUUCAUACCUACUAUAAUAGUCUUUGUACAAAGAUGAAUGUAUAUUCAUGAUCUGACCAUAAUAUCUACAAAUGAAGUGACAUGAUCUGGG